UGAACUGCAAGCAUAUCAGUGCGUUCCAACACUGUGAUGACAAAGGUUCAAACAUGGCAAGCAAAGCAGUUGACUGUGUUUAUUACGGUGCCUACAUCUCCUACAUGUUGUUUCUUGCAAUAGCAUUCACAGAUCUGAGGAGCAGGUAUGCAAAAAUCGCAGAAACAGAGAAAUUACUACAAGACGAAGCAAGAAACCUUCUUCAUAAAGCCAGCGCUAGUGGAGAACAGCUCGGGAUUAGAAGCAAGCGCGAUGUUUCUAAAGGUGUAAUUACUCCAGCAGAGUAUGAGCUCCAAAAGUUACAACGAAGGGCAGACUUGCUUGAGACCAGAAUAAAGAAAUCCGAAGCGUUAACGUCCAUUCCAAAUAUUAAUCUGGCCCUGUUAUUGGCGCAUCUCAGAGGGCCUGUUGGUCUCCCAGGAUUACCGGGAGCUAAAGGAGAAACAGGAGAAAAAGGUAUACCUGGCCUUCCAGGGAAAAAAGGCCCGCGUGGUACUAAAGGGGAGGACUACCACCAUUAUAUAAAUGGAACUGGAAACAGCGUUUACACACGUUGGGGGCGAGAAACUUGCCCAGGUGUUGCAGGAACGAAACUUUUAUAUAAAGGUUUUGCUGCUGGCAACUAUUACCAGUACACAGGAGGGAUGUCGAAUACUGUUUGUCUACAUUCGAAGCCAAUCUUUGCCAAACACUCUUCUGCAGAUACGUCACAAUACAUUUAUAGAGUGGAAUAUGAAACAGGACCUUUCAGUCACUUAGCAGCUUUGCAAAAUCAAGACGCACCUUGUGCUGUUUGUGAGGUAGUGGCACGUGGUACACAGCUAAUGAUACCGGGAAGAGAUGACUGUCCGAAAGGGUGGACACUAGAAUACAAAGGCUACCUAAUGUCAGAAUAUUACUCAAACCAGGGCCGUGCGUCUGCAGUCUGUGUUGACAAUGAUGCUGAAGGUUUGGUUGGAUCUGAACAAGAUGAGAACGGAAACCUCUGGUAUGUCAUACAAUCAACCUGUGGUUCGAUUCCUUGUGGGCCAUAUGUAAGUGGCAGAGAGCUGACAUGCGCAGUAUGUACAAAGUAACUUAGAAAACCGCCGAGUAACAACCGGACAUUUUUCGCCAAAUCUCGUGUGUACUUGAAACGGUGCUGGCAUAUCCUUGCCAGUUACACAGCAAUUUUGAUUGUAUUGGAUUGUUUUAGUAUUGAGCCUAAAUAUUUUUUCAUAUCAAUGAAAAAGUACAAUAUUUGGAUCUGUUAG
Messenger RNA from Rhopilema esculentum, 1253 nucleotides. RefSeq lists its product as uncharacterized. Lineage: Eukaryota; Metazoa; Cnidaria; Scyphozoa; Rhizostomeae; Rhizostomatidae. The record is from RefSeq and is a predicted model, not a curated record.